AUGAAGUUGGGUGUACUCUAUAAAAGUGCGACGCUUUCAAGACCAAAUGAAUAUAUUGUAAUAAUAUUCACAAUUUUCGAUGGUCUUAUGCAAAUUCUUCAACUAAUCCUACUCAUCGUCUCAACUAUUUCUCUGGUCCGAUUCAUUCGAGAAACUUCGAAGAUCAAGAUGCUCAAAAACAAGAACGAUCGACAGAAAGAACGAACCGAAGGACUGAUUCUUUUCACUCUGGUCUCAUUUUUCAUAGCCACUUUCCCAACUAUUCUUGUCAAUAUGACGUUUGCAAUUGUUGCCAGCUUAGAUAUGACUCCAAUGAUUCUCAUGGCAAGUGAAAGAAUCUCUUUGAUGAUGCAGACACUAAACUCGAGUACACAUGGAAUUAUUUGUUUAUUGAUGUCUUCCCAGUACAGGGAUGUUGUUAAGAAUACAUUCAACUCUGGAAAUGAUAGUACUGUCAGUGUUAUACCUGUUGAGAAUGUUUCAGUCGUCAGGGUUGACAGACGGGCUCGGGUAUAUAAGGAGCCAGAGUACUCAGUUCUUUACCCAUUCUCUCUUGUGACUAUGGACCCUUUCUCUUAUCCUUUCCCAACAUAUAAUGUUGAUUAUUCCUCUACCCCUACAUAUUCUGGCUACUACCCUAAUACGGAUUACUGGAACUGGGUCAACUAUUACUAUCAAAAUGGAUUAAGCUAUGAUCAGCCGACGUCUUCUGGAUAUUCAUUUAUGACUUCACCACCAACUUCUACGAUGUCAACUCCAAGUACGUCCUCAGAACCUGAUUCAACUGCCACUUCAUCUCCAAUGCUCUCAAUGACGCCUUCAUUCUAUCCGAUACCAACUUCUACAAUGGCACCAACCACCACCACUCCCCAUCGUUCCCAGGGUUCUCCCAAACAAUGUUCCAACUGCUUCGCCACGGAAACAUGUCAAUGGAGGAAUGUUCGAUCGGAGAACGGAAUUCUGUGCAAUGCUUGUUUCAUCUACCUGAGAAAGUAUAAGAAGACUCGACCAGUUACUGCAGUGGAGAAGUAUAGGAGUAAGAAAGUUCAUCGCCAAAGUAAUUCUGACUAA
Messenger RNA from Caenorhabditis remanei, 1071 nucleotides. RefSeq lists its product as uncharacterized. Lineage: Eukaryota; Metazoa; Nematoda; Chromadorea; Rhabditida; Rhabditidae. The coding region runs from base 1 to 1071 and encodes 356 amino acids. Gene Ontology annotation, cellular component: membrane. Gene Ontology annotation, biological process: regulation of DNA-templated transcription. The record is from RefSeq and is a predicted model, not a curated record. The transcript is spliced from 4 exons. Gene Ontology annotation, molecular function: sequence-specific DNA binding; zinc ion binding; G protein-coupled peptide receptor activity.